Messenger RNA from Trichoderma breve, 855 nucleotides. Its product is annotated as methyltransferase domain-containing protein. The record is from RefSeq and is a predicted model, not a curated record. Lineage: Eukaryota; Fungi; Ascomycota; Sordariomycetes; Hypocreales; Hypocreaceae. Gene Ontology annotation, molecular function: methyltransferase activity. The transcript has a single exon. The coding region runs from base 1 to 855 and encodes 284 amino acids.
AUGGCGCAAACCAAUCUGCCGAGCUACUAUGCGCGAGGUCACUCUGAGUAUACCAUCGCAACACACCUGAGACGCAAAGCGGAAACAGACGCCGCCUUUCUGCUGCCCUAUAUCAAAACGACGGACCAUAUUCUUGAUGUAGGCUGCGGUCCAGGCACCAUUACAACCAGCUUAGCGAAAUACGCCGGUGAGGGUAAGACUGUUGGAAUAGACCUCUCGGCGGACGUUUUGCAAAAGGCGAGGGCACUGGCAGACGAAUCCAAUGUUCCAACCCAAGGGUCAGGCUCUGUCGUCUUUGAAGAAGGCAAUGUUGUGGACGGACUUGCCUAUCCUGACAACACGUUUGAUGUCGUCUAUAGCUCUCAAGUCCUCGGGCAUCUCCCACAGCCCGACAUACCACUCCGGGCGUUGGCCGAAAUGCGGCGGGUCCUGAAGCCGGGCGGCAUUCUAGCUACUCGGGACGGCAUGGGCCAGCACUUUUACCCACAGAGCUUCGACCUUGAUCGAUUGUGGGGAGCAAAUCAGCUUCGGGCGUCACGCAAAGGACAGCCUGAGGCAGACCCCACGGCAACGGUAAUGCCAGCGCUUCUUCGUAAGGCCGGCUUCGAUGUCGACGGAGGGAAAGUCCAUGUCGGCGCUGGAACCAGUGUGUUCUCGGAUGCGGAAGCACGGAAGCGGUUGGCCUGGCGUGCCGAUGGUCAGCUACAGCCAGGAGAUCCUUUCUACCAGACCUGGUUGGAUGCUGGCAUCUCUGAGGACGAAAUCCAGGAGACACUACGUGCCGUAAGAGGGUGGGCUGACACGGAAGAUGCCUGGCUCGUGCUUCUGCAGUGCGAGAUUCUCGCGUGGAAGUAG